UUUUGAUUCCUAGAGGGCGCUGACUGUGAGGGGGCGGGCGAGCGUCAAUCAACGACAAUCAAAGGCAUCGCCGGGGUCUGCUGUGCAAAGUCAGCCGAGCAAUGGUUGCAACGUUGCGGUAUUAACUGUGAGCAAGCCGAGGGUGGCGCAGCAAGGCGAACACCUUGCAUCCCCCCCACAUUCAGUGCACCCACUCUGCUACUUGAGCCUUCCAUUCACCCCUUCACUUCUAUUUGCUUCCCAGUCGCCCUGUCCUGAGAUGGUGCUGAAACGGGCUGUCUGGAAGUUGUGCUUUGCCUGUCUCUGUACACUUUGCUUUCAAGGUUGGGUGGAGUUGUUAGAAGUUACUGUGGGUAGUGCAAGUAUAACGGUUGCCAGAGGUCAAACAGCUGUACUAACAUGUACCUUCACAACAAGUGCAGCGUUGAAUCAACUGAACAUCAUCUGGACUGUGAUACCUCUCUCCAACACCAAUCAGCCAGAACAGGUGAUUUUGUACCAGGGAGGCCAGGUUAUCAGUGGGGCCAGCCUGUUUAAUUCCCGUGUGGGAUUUGUUGUCACCAUGCCCAGCACCAGUGCCUCCAUCUUCAUUAAUAACUCUCAGCUCUCGGACACGGGGACGUACCAGUGUUUGGUGAACAACCCGCCUGACAGAGGAGAGAGGAACAUCGGUGUGCUUGGACUCUCCGUUUUAGUCCCACCCGCCAUCCCACUGUGCCGACUUCAAGGAGAUGUUGCUGCUGGAAACGACGUCACUCUGACUUGUAGUUCGGAAGAGGGUCUCCCACUCCCGUCAUUUUCCUGGGAAAAGCAAGAUUCAUUUGCUAAACUACCACCACUUUCAGUACAGGAUAAAUCGCGAGGGACAUUGUUUCUCCGGAAUAUCAGCUCUGCUACAAAUGGCUUGUACCGAUGUACAGUUACCAAUGUGAUGGGAUCCCACACCUGUGCCAUUCAUCUCCAGGUUAACGAACCGCAUUUCCAGAAUGUUGGAAUCAUAGCUGGAGCUGUGGUCACUGGAAUCAUGGUGCUUCUGCUUGGUGUCAUUUCUAUUAUUGUCAUUCUGUUUUACCGGAGAAACAAAAACAAGUAUGAAGAGGAAGAGAUCCCUAAUGAGAUACGGGAGGAUGACAUCCCACCAUCAUCGUCCGUCAAAGGCUUCCAUCAAGAUGGUUCCUCAGAGAAUGAUACCCUUGCUUCCGCAAACACGUACAGUGCCCACUACUGGCAAAGGAAAAAUCCGACCUACAUAUCUAAUGCCUUCAAUCGAUACAAUGGUCACAUGCCCCACUCAAUGACGAUGUCGAGCAGUCAACCUCAAAGUCACCCACUGCAUACAAAUGGGAGCCACCACCCCACUCCAAAGGCAGUGGUCAUCACCACAAGUUCAUCUCCAUCUUCACAAAACUUAGCAAGAUGCAAUGGGUCUCUUGGUGGGAAGACCCCUCCACAGCACCACUACACCGUGAGUCAUGCAAACCUUCAACGGAUGGGUGGCAUACCAGUCAUGAUACCCGCACAGAAUAGGGCCGGAUCAUUGGUGUAGGCAACAUCUGACUCAUAGAAAGAAGGCAUUUGCUUGUGACCUAAGCCUCAAAUGUAGACUGAUCUUUUCCAUGUAUAAAGUGUAAACAUGCCCUUUCUCACCGGGUUUUUGAUCAGUGAGAUAUAUAAACGCAGAGCCAUUUGCUGCCUGAGUUUGACUUCUCUACAACUGUGUUUUGUCUUAAAUUAAUACAUUUCUGAAGUCUUACUUUUUGGAUAAAAUUGUGGGUUGACAUUGACACACCAUCACAAACUUCAAGGAAAGAAAACAGGAGUACACAUUUUCCAGAAGGAAAAAGGAAUACAUGUUUGAAAUUGAAGAUGAAUAAACCAAGUAUAUUAUUGGAGUGCAUCAUCUUAACAAUGAAUGAACGACUGAAUCAAUGUUUGAAAAAUGGUUGCGUCCCUUUGAGAGACGGUGGGUACCUGGAGGAAUAUUGCCAAGAAUAUCUCAAAGCGAGAAUGCCUCACAUCAUUUAACCUGCAACUGUUUGAACAAAGGGUAAUAUUCAGAUGUGUUAGGCUAGUUUUGGAAAAUGAACAACUGGUUUCCAGAGGUUCGCUCAACUAUUUCAAGUGCACUAAAAUGGGCGGCAUGUUGUAGAAAAUAGCAACUUCAUCCACGGGACCUGAUUUUGGAAGAGUACGGUUUUCUUUGAAGAGGAAAGUUUGAGUUUUUUUCUUCCGCCAUUCUUUUCUACAGACGUGCUGGAAUUCACAGUGCAUUGCGUUUGCUAAAGUGGUCAUAUGAAGUCUUAUUUUGGGGAUAAAGUUGUGGAUUGGCAUUGACACAUCAUCAUAAAGUUCAAGGAAACAAAAUGGGAGUGCAAAUUUUCCAAAAGGAAAAGAGAACACUUGUUUGCAAUUGAAGAUGCAUGAUUCUAUGAGCAUAACAGUGGCAGCCUUGACUGUGAGAAGACCAAACUGCUGAGGUGAAACAAAGAAGAAAAUAUUUAAGAAUGGAAUGAAAACACUGAAUGCCAUCUUUAAUUAAUGAUACACCAGGACUGCACAUGCAAAUGUCUUAAUUGUUCUGUGGAGCAAUAAACUUGUGCAUUUCCCACUAUUUGUGUUUAAAGACAACAUUGAAGAUGAUGGUUGUUGUAGGGAAAGUAAAUUUAGAAUGACUGAAGUUGAUUCUUUGGCAUUUUGUUAGAGCUUUGGAAAAAUUACUAACAGAAGAAAUAUUUAUUUGAUUCCCGAUCAGUAUUAAGAGAUUAGGUUACACUUGUGUUGGAAUGCUUACUUAUGUUUACAUUUUUUUAAAUUGGUAUCUAAGACCAUCGCGGGUCAGGUAGAAUUCUGUCGUUGGGAAUUGCAACAUGCUACGAAUUCCAGGUUUUUCCCAUUUUUUUCGAUAUUGCAGAGCUAUGGUUAGCUAGCAGAAGACCUCCACUUUUAUCAAUGUGGAAGAGAGAUCAACAGCUGUUACUAAAUCCUGUUUUAAUUUGUCAGCACUUACCGAUGUAUCUCGGUACUGAACUGGGAAUGAUGACUGAUUUCAGCUAGUCCGCUCUGCCUCAGUUAAUGACGUUAAACAUUUGACUACUGCGCUAUAAAGAUGUUUGAAAAUGAUUAAAGUUCUACGUCCUCCCAUAUUCUGUAAAUAUUGCAGGUUGCUCGCGACAACGGUGCCAAAAGACCUUCCCCAGAAGUCACUGAGCAAACUGGCUUCAAAACAAGUCUGAAGUCCUGGGUUUUACUUUUAUUUUUCAUAUCGCAAGACAGUUCUCCUUAAGUAGCUUGGGAGAUUAGAUUGAAAACAAACCCAGUGUCAUUGGGAUAAGAAUGCUGGUCAGCAAAAAUUAAUUGCAGGGAGAAUUGAACAAAAAAUGUUGUCAAAAAUGCCACUAAUUUCCAGCUGUUUGCACUUGAUUUUCAUUUAUUUGACUAAUCCUUUAAAAUACUCCAGAAUCAGCAACUUCUGGUCUUUUUGGUUCUUGUGCACUUGUUUAACUCUGUCAUCGACAAUAAAAGUCAAAUUAGUUUGCAGAA
This is a messenger RNA of Amblyraja radiata (thorny skate), 3540 nucleotides long. It is a transcript of the gene igsf11, whose product is annotated as immunoglobulin superfamily member 11. Bases 260 to 1546 code for a protein of 428 amino acids. The transcript is spliced from 7 exons. Lineage: Eukaryota; Metazoa; Chordata; Chondrichthyes; Rajiformes; Rajidae. The record is from RefSeq and is a predicted model, not a curated record. Gene Ontology annotation, cellular component: cell-cell junction.